Messenger RNA from Fulvia fulva, 1746 nucleotides. Its product is annotated as Tripeptidyl-peptidase sed3. Gene Ontology annotation, molecular function: serine-type endopeptidase activity; tripeptidyl-peptidase activity. Lineage: Eukaryota; Fungi; Ascomycota; Dothideomycetes; Mycosphaerellales; Mycosphaerellaceae. The transcript has 3 exons. The record is from RefSeq and is a predicted model, not a curated record. Bases 1 to 1746 code for a protein of 581 amino acids. Gene Ontology annotation, biological process: proteolysis.
AUGGCCAAGUCAUCUUCUUCGCUCCGAGCGCUGUACAUUGUUUGCCUCGCACUUGCUGGGGGCGUGUAUGGUGCUCCACCGACCACCCCUUCGGGCACACCAACGCGAGCACCUCAAAGGAUCUCUCCCGGCUUCCAGCGACUUGGGGUAUCACAGCAAUCAAUACCGUAUGAGUUCACAAUGGCGCUCAAAGGUGCUCAGCUGGACCAGCUUGAUUCCCGCAUGGUGCAGAUCGCGCAGUCGGGCGGUGAAUGGCUGACCACGGAGGAACUCACUCAGUACACUGCACCUGCGCCCAGCUCCAUCGCAGAUAUCAGAUCUCUGCUCACGUCUCACGGCAUCCCGGAGGAUGCCAUCUCAUUCUCCAAGUUGCAAGACUUUGUGACUGUCCAGGGUACCGUGGACCAAGUCAACAAAAUCUUCGCCACCCAGCUUGUGGAUUGGACACGCCCUACCGAUGGACAGACUGUCCGCCGCGCCAAGGAGUACACCGUCCCUGCAGCUAUCGCUGAACACGUUAUCGACGUCAGCCCCAUCGCCUUUUUUGCCCCUCCUCCUUCUACCGUGCAUGAACCACGACAGCUCGAUGCGAUCAGUAUGGAGAACGAAAAGCGUGCUGCCCCUGGGUCUUGCAACCUCCAGACGGUGACACCGGAAUGUCGCCGCGACCUCUAUGGACUAAGCAGCUACACGCCGAAACCCGUAGCCGGCGCCAUCGACAUUUCAGUCCUUGGUCUUAAUGGAGACGCUGCAAGCCAGGCAGAUCUCACAACCUUCCUCGAAACCUAUCGAAGCGAUGCAUCUGGAUACCAAUUGCCAAUCGCUGCCGCAAAUGGCGCACAACCCGAUCAGAACAACCCAAGCGCGGAAUCGAAUCUAGACGUUCAGACUACGGUGUCAGCGACGUAUCCUUUAGUGAACCAAUUUGUGUCUUUCCGGCAGUCCACCGCAGACGGCUUUGCAGAGGGAAUGCAGUAUUACAUCGACUUGGCUGAUAGCGAUCGGCCGGGCGUGGUCAGCAUUUCGUACGCCGCAAACGAAAUCGAUUACUCCGAGAGUCAAGCGCAAGCCAUGUGUGCCGUCGCGCAGAAGCUCACGGCACUUGGAACGACAGUGGUUGUGGGCUCUGGGGACAAUGGCGUUGACACUGUCCAGGGAUACACUGCCCUAUCUUGUGCUGAUUCGUUCUUCCCGACGUACCCCUCUGGGUGCCCUUACAUCCUUACGACCUCUGCCACGCAAGACUUUUCGCCCGAGUUCGCUGUUAACACGACAAUUUCUCGAUUCUGGACCGGAUCUGGAUUCAGCAACCUCUUCCCAGCGCCAUCCUACCAAAGUGCCUACACCAGCGCGUACGUCGACUCGCUGGGCUCACGCUCAGCCGGCAAGUACAACAAAGCUGGACGGGGCAUUCCCGACGUAUCUGCGCAGGGUAGCAAUUACCCAAUCAGCUUCAACGGCCAGUUCGUCGUCGCUGGAGGCACCUCUGCUGCCACUCCUCUCAUGGCAGCAGUACUUGCGCUCAUCAAUGACGCGAGGCGCGCAGUAGGCAAAGGCAGAGUCGGAUACGUCCAUCCGACUAUUUACGGUAGUCAAGGCGCAUUCACCGACAUAAUCUCAGGCGCGGCCUUUGGCUGCCCCGCCCCAGAUGAGGACACUGGGUUGUAUACGAGCGUCGGUUGGGACGCAGUGACUGGGCUUGGUACCCCUAUCUUUAGCGGUCUAAGGUCGCUCUUCGGCGCCUGA